AUGGCGGCGUCGGUGCCGCCGGCGAUCGAUGACCCGGAAAAGCUGGACCCACCGGCCGACGAGGCAGAUAGCGACAUGGAUGCCGAGGGAGAGGAGGAGGCAGAUCUGUACGACAUGGAUCAACAAUUACAGCAUGCAGUUCAUCAGGCAUAUUCGGGGGAGGUUGCUGAAGAAAAUGGGGACCAUGAGGUGAAUGGCAAGCUAUUGGGCGCUGGAGACAGCGAUGACCAGUAUGGCGAGGAUAACGAUGAGGCCGAGCCAGUUGGCGCGGUCAAACUUCCGAAUCCAGAGGAGGACCAAGAUGAGGACGAGCCUUCGGAUAACGAGGAUGCUGAAUCCGAGCCUGCGGAUGCCGACGUGGACCCCGCAUUCGAGGAAGAUCCCGAUCGCAGGGCAUCGGAGUCCAGUGAAUCGGAAUCCGAAGCUGGCGACGACUGGGAAGCUGAGAGUAAUGGUCGGGAGGAUGUGGAUAUUGAGAAUCGCAGCGGAGCUCUUUGCAUCUUCUGCACCCAAGACGAAGAACACGACCCGAGCGAGGAAUUCGAAGAAUGGUUGACCUGUGGGGUUUGCGGAGAUCAUUCUCAUCGACAAUGUGCCCGCGAGCAGGAAGCUCAUCAUGAUGCAGAAGGUGUGCAUAGCCGCCAGUCUUCCAACGUGGACCUGAUCAUUAACGUUGCCCAUGUAGGACUUUGGAGAUGCCCUUCAUGCGUCCAAAACAACCUUCAGCCCGAUAACCCGGAAUCCCCAACACACUCUAAGAUCAAAAUCACUCACCUGGCGAAAGAGCUCCUCCCAGCACACACUGGAAACGAGGAAGAUGGAUUUCAUUCCAUCUUUGACAAUAACAUCAGUAAUGAGCUGUUGAACAGUUCGCGGUCGCUCCGAAAGAGGAAAGCUUCAUCAAUUGAGGGAGAGGAGCACGUUCCCAUGUUGCGAAAGCGCCGGCGACAGAAUGACCAUUCGGAAGUUCCACCAUCGACAGAUGGCACGGCGGACGAGCGAGUCCGCGGCGCAGGAUCACCCGCUCGGCCCAUGCGCCCUCGCCGAACGCGGGCAGUCGACCGCGAGCACUGUCGAGUCAUCACGAAACAAUCAGGCAGAUUGGUUAUGAGCUUCCGUCUUGACGAGGGCAAGAUGAGCAAGAUUUUGAGCAAACAAAGUCGGCCCAUGCGGAAAAAGAAAAGACAGCCCAAGCCACCAACGGUGCCUCAGGAAGUGCAGGCUCACUUUGCGCCCAUCCCCCCAACUUCAUACACGAAUUACUUCCAGCCAUUCCAUGAUCGUGAAAUUGAGGAAUUGAAAUCGAAGCCCUACGGUGGCAUUCUCACUGAAGCCGAGGCCGACACGUCAAAAACGUUGCCUUUGCAGGCAGAUCGAGACCGGUUCGAACAGGCCCGUCAACGCGCGGAAGAGGAGUGGCAGCGACGGGUGCGGGAAGCAGAAGCUAACGGUGAAGCAACGCCGACGGCCUCCCAAAAGGUUUCCGGGCCUCCGUCGAAGAUCAAAUACAUCAACUUUGGUGGCUACGAGAUCGAAACAUGGUACGCCGCACCGUAUCCAGAAGAGUACAGUCGCAAUCGAGUACUCUACAUUUGUGAAUUUUGUUUGAAAUACAUGAACUCAGAUUAUGUUGCAUGGCGGCAUAAACUGAAGUGUCCUGCAAAGCAUCCACCAGGCGACGAGAUUUAUCGCGAUCGCUCGAUUUCAAUCUUCGAGGUGGACGGCCGGAAAAAUCCAGUCUACUGUCAAAAUCUCUGUCUGCUCGCCAAACUGUUCCUUGGAUCGAAAACUUUAUAUUAUGACGUUGAACCUUUUCUGUUUUACGUGAUGGCCGAAUACGACGAGCUCGGCUGUCAUUUUGUGGGCUACUUCAGCAAGGAGAAGCGUCCCAGCUCCGCGAACAAUGUGUCCUGCAUCCUUACCCUUCCAAUUCACCAACGCAAAGGUUACGGCAACCUUCUCAUCGACUUUUCCUACCUCCUUACGCGCAUCGAGGGCAAAAGCGGCUCUCCAGAAAAACCGCUGUCGGAUAUGGGUUUAGUAUCCUAUCGCAACUAUUGGCGAUUGGUCCUGUCCUAUCAGCUGCGUGAUCUCAAGACUCCAGUCAGCAUUGCUGACCUCUCCGAUCGAACCGGCAUGACUGCGGAUGACCUUGUAUCUGCCUUGGAGGGACUUCGCGCUUUGGUGCGAGAUCCUGUGACCAAAACAUAUGCCCUCCGUCUUGACAAGGACUAUUACGAAGAGGUCAUUGCCAAGUGGGAGAGCAAGGGCUAUGUCCAGCUGAACCCUGAUGCGCUCACCUGGACGCCGUAUAUCAUGGGCCGCAAUAACCAGUCUCAUUUCGACAGAGCACCCUUGCACGCGGUGGCACCCCGCGAAGAUCACGAGGACGAGGACGGGGAUGAGCUGGAAAUGGGAGAUGUCAUGGGCGAUAGCGUAGGGUUGAACGGGAAAAUCCACGGUGCUCUUGGAGAAAUUCCAGGGCCGCCAUCAACAGCCGGAAUCACGCAAGCCAACGGCGUCCAUCCCCCUGAACCCGAACCUUCAGAGCCGGAGUCGACCCCCGACCCAGCGGCCGGUAUUCCUCCAUCUCGCUUCGAAAUUUGGCCCCCUGUCCAUGUUCCCGCAGCGUCCAAGAAAAAGCCCGGUCGCCCCUUCGGAAGUCUCAGGGCAAACAAUUCCCGCACGCCUGUGGCGACAAGGACCAGUGGCCGCAAUACGCCGCGCCGUACGUCUGCCCUACCCGGACUGACACCGCAUAUCAGCACUUCAAACACUCGCCGCCGCCGGAGUGCGAUGGCGUUGGGAUCUCCCGCGCCCAGCGCCACUCCGGUACAAUCAAAUGGUCACACCGAGGCCGAGGCCGAUGCUGAGCACAACAGUGAGGACGCAGCUCAUGACCCAAGCCCGGAGGAGCUUGGCCUUGUGAUGGAUGACGAUCCCGUCUUGGAGGGAAUGGUCGGCUCUGCGCAGACAGAACAACCGGUGUCGAUGAACGGAGACGGCGCAUCGCCGGACCCACGUGUCGUGAAAGCUAAUGGUACUACACACGCACGUCCUGAGGCCCCCAAUGGCCCAGUCUUGGGGGUGAUGCCCAAGUCUCCUCAGACCCCGGAGAAGAAGAGAGGGUCACAAUCGAAGUCGCCCAAUGCCACUUCCGCAAGGUCGCAUGGCAAACAGUCCGUGUCCCCGGUCAAGUCCCCUCAGACUGUCAGUCGAAAAACCCUGAUCGAAAAGGUCCAUGUGGUGGUCUCUGCAGAGCAUGAGCCCACUCCAAGACGCAACAGUAAGAUGAGCACCACUGACGCUCCACAUGAAAUGGACUCUGAAGUCGAUGCCGAAGGGGAAGACGAUGACCUGGACGGGGAAUACGAGGUGGACGGGGACGUGGUAAUGGGGGCGUAA
Messenger RNA from Penicillium oxalicum, 3405 nucleotides. RefSeq lists its product as uncharacterized. NCBI's taxonomy places the organism in Eukaryota, Fungi, Ascomycota, Eurotiomycetes, Eurotiales, Aspergillaceae. Gene Ontology annotation, molecular function: histone acetyltransferase activity. The coding region runs from base 1 to 3405 and encodes 1134 amino acids. Gene Ontology annotation, biological process: regulation of DNA-templated transcription. The record is from RefSeq and is a predicted model, not a curated record. The transcript is spliced from 3 exons.